GGGUUUUUGGGAUCUCUCCUCUUCUUCUCUCCUCCUGCUUACAACAACAACAAGUCACCACCACCACCACGCCUCUCUCUCUCUCUCUCUCUCUCUAUUUCUCUUACCACACAAACGGGGAAGGGUGGGUAUCCUUCCCAAUUCCCCGCUGAUCUCUAUCCAAUCCGCGCCGCGCCUCCUCCUCUCCAAGGUGGAACGAUCCGUUUCUAUUUGUUUUGCUAGACAGGAGAUGCCGCCUUGGUGGUGGUGGUGGGAUGGAUGGAUGUGAGAGCAGAUUGAUUGAUUUUAGCUGCUGCUGCUGAUUGAUUGAUUGAUUGGAUUGGUGAUGAUAAUUGCUCAAUCGGAUGCAUGCGAUGAUCCAAUUCUUCUUCUUCUUCUUGUGAUCUACAAAUUCCAAUACAUAUACUAGUAGUAGUAAGAGUAAGCAUUCAUAUAAGAUAAUGGAGGCGUCGGAUCUGAACACCCACUUGCCGCCGCGCAAGCGACUGCUCGCCGGCCUCAGGAUGGCCGCCCCUCCCUGCGCCGAUGCUCCCCCACCCGCGCUCCUCACCGCCGAUCUCGCCGCCCGCCUCCGCCACAUGAUGGCCUCCUCAUCCUCUCCCGACGACAUCGUCCAGGCCGCCAGGUCGGCUGCCUCCACCGCCGCCCAAGCUGCCGCGGCCGCCCGGGCCACCGCCGCCGAGAAGGCGGCCGUCGCUGCCAAGGCUAGGGCUGCUGCCCGCGCUGCCAUGGAGUUCCUCGAUUCCAUUUCCAGGCCUGCCUCAUCCAGGAACGGCCUCCAGCUCAAGCUCAAAUCCAGGAAGAAGCAUGUGCAGGUCAAGCUCUUGUACAAGCCCAAUGGCCGCCUUGAGGAGGGUAGAGGAGGACCUCCUACUACUGGGGAUGCUUCUUCCAAGCCCCGCAGGCGCGGCAGGGAGACCGAUGAAGAGGUUGCUCGCAAAUUGCACCGCGCCAUGAACAGCUCGCCGCGCAUUUCCUUCACUGGACCGAAGAGGCCACGCACCAUUGCUGCUGAGAAUGGGGGUGUGCUUGAUGCUUGCAAUGGUUCUUCACCUUAUCCACCAACGUUUGAGGUCAGCACGAUAACUAACGGAUGCUCUUUAGGGCAAUCUAGUGAGCUCCCUGUGCCAUUUUCCGAGCAUGAGGGUCUUGAUGAUGAUAAUAAAGAUUCUUCUGGUCAUGAUACUACAAAGAGUAGGGCUAUCGUUGGUAAUGGAGUUGGAGCUGGAAACCUAAGUGCUGGUAGGAAAGUGAAGAUCAAGAGAAAGGAACUGCUUUUGAACCAACAUAAUAGUAAAGAUACACAAGAGGCCAAAGAAAUAAAACCGUCUAUAGAUUCUAUACGAUACGACGAAUCAAAGCAAAAUGGAGCUGAAAAGAGAUUGAACCAGCUUGUAGAUGCAAAGGAUCCCGGUGAUGGUUUGGCGCCGAUGAAGAUCUCAUCUGUAUGGAGGUUCAAAAAGUUCAAAACAUCACACUGCUCUUCUGACAGUAAGGUUUUGCACAACGUGUGCCCCUCUACUUCGGCGGCUGAGACCUCUGCUUCGGUGAAAGCUGAUUAGUGAGGUACCUUAGCUCAUAGUUGGCAGAUGCUUGUCUUAGCUAUGUUUGUUGUGAGAUUUUGUAUGUUGAAGCUACCAUUCGGACAAACAGGGAGGGCAGGUGAUCUCUCCCGGUAGAUUCCCCACCUUCUAUUUGAUUUUCAUACAAACGUGCGUGCUUUUAUGGUAUAUAAGUUACUGGAUAUUUCUACCAAGUUGUUUCUGCUCCACUCUUCCCAAUUAUGUUAGCAAGAAUCUGUGACAAAGUCAUAUUGUCUUGAAAUGCUGGGUCGUCGACAUUACAGGCAAGAGCUGCUACUACUACUAUUAUUA
This is a messenger RNA of Oryza sativa Japonica Group (Japanese rice), 1874 nucleotides long. RefSeq lists its product as uncharacterized. The record is from RefSeq and is a predicted model, not a curated record. NCBI's taxonomy places the organism in Eukaryota, Viridiplantae, Streptophyta, Magnoliopsida, Poales, Poaceae.